Electrophorus electricus (electric eel) is the source of this 8762-nucleotide messenger RNA. It is a transcript of the gene tet2, whose product is annotated as tet methylcytosine dioxygenase 2. Gene Ontology annotation, cellular component: nucleus. Lineage: Eukaryota; Metazoa; Chordata; Actinopteri; Gymnotiformes; Gymnotidae. Gene Ontology annotation, molecular function: DNA 5-methylcytosine dioxygenase activity. Gene Ontology annotation, biological process: chromosomal 5-methylcytosine DNA demethylation, oxidation pathway; myeloid cell differentiation; positive regulation of transcription by RNA polymerase II. The record is from RefSeq and is a predicted model, not a curated record.
GCAGCAGGAAAGAGAUUUUGCAGUUACUUCAGCUUGCAGCUUCUGAACCACACACACACGCGCGCACACACACACACACACACACACACACACACACACACACACACAAACACGCGCACACUUUGCCUGGCGGCUGCCUCUGCUGGCGAGCCACGCGUGUGGGUGAGUGUGUGUCCGGAGAGAUCCGACCCGUGUUCCAGCGAGUGGACAGCAGCUGUGUCGCUCUCCUCCGCACCGAUGAGCGGGGACGUCAGAGCACCACAUGAAUACUGACGUGGAGGCAUCCUGCUUCACAGAGGACAGAAGGGAACAAGAUGGCUGCCAUUUAGGACUAGGUUUGCUGGAAUUCUACAAAGUGGAGGGACUCAAAACAAGGACGCAGAGAGGACAGCCUUGUGAAUGGACUCAAAGUAGACCAGAUGGACACAGAAACGGCCAGGCAUGAGACGGAAGAAAGUCUGACCCUCGCACGGCUCGGCUUCCCUCGCCAGACGGACUCUGCCAACCUUCAGAAUGGAAAGCAGUCGCCUGAAGCUCCCUGCCAGCAAGCCAAUGGGGAAGGCAGCUGGACCCGCUUCCAGCCCGGUACAGGGGACAACCCAAUGAAACGGCACCAGGACAGCUGUGUGAGCCCUGCAGACACACAGGGCCCGUUUGACCAGGGACCGUACGAGACGAACGGUCUGAGUGAGCAGUGUGUACUGGGCCUUCACCAGCCCAAAAGACUCAGGAUGAACAGGGAGGAGGUACUGAGCUUGUGGGAUAAAAAAGAGACGGAGAAAGAAAGCCGUUUAGAUUUGACUGGUGAGCUGAACAAGCCUGAACCAGAUAAAACAAACUGCAAUUAUCCAAAUGGGGACAUCUUCACGCUGUCAAGGAGCAAGCAGGUGUCAACACCCAAUGGUGCUACUACAGUGACCCCACCUUCAGGGGAGGGUCCAACAGGUGCUCUGUUAGAGAAAACCUUGUCUCAGUAUUACCCAGAGCAAGUGUCCAUCGCUCCGCAGACCAGCUCUUCGCAAGCAGACAGGGUCACCAGCAACCUGCAGGAGCAGGGCAUUCCCUCUCCUUCACUUACCUCAGGUUUUCACAUUUUAGCCUCUGAGCCAUUCGCCAAGACACUUCCGGAGGUGGCCAGCCGUAAAGGUUACAGCCCAGCGUUCAUGGUAAACGGGUACUCGAGACGCUUUGGAGCGGAGCAGCAGCACCAGCCGCCACCGUACCCUCUUUCUGACCUCCCGGACUUGGAGGCACGCACACAGGCCAACACGAGCAAGGGACCUGGUGUGGCUGCACAGACAAGCGUGGGUGACCGCUCACAGGAUCAAAACAGCACGGAGUGUUUUCCUAGAAAGUCAGAGGGUUUAUGUGUGAUCCCCAAGUCUGGCCAGGUCUUCGUUCAGGAGUCUUACCCACUGCCAGCACUGCAGAUGGGCACCUCGGUGCCAGGUAAAGGGUCCAACGCGUUUGGUUCAUUCGACAGCCCUGCCGUUGGUGACCACGUGUCCGGCAAUCAUGCAGCCCAGCAGAACUUGCAGUUCGGGAGGCAGCAGCACCACUCGGAGGUUCCCCGUCCAGCAGACAGAAGCUCCCAGGGGCUGAGAGACUUGGUUAUGCCUGCUGCACCGCCUCUUUCUCCGCAGCAACGGCAGAGCGUGGAGCCUCAGACGAGAGGUGGCAGGCCUGACCCCCCGGCCAUCGCAGAGCCGCAGAAACCGGGUGGUGACUGUAAGCUGUCUCUUACAGGCCAGGCAGAACGGUUGGCAGGGAACGAGGGUCCCUGCCCCCAGACUGGCUGGAUCGAUUUGAAUGCUAGUCAAGCUCCACAGCAUCCAGGCAGCCAGCCACACAUGUGGAGGGGAUUUCCUCCACAGCAAAGCCCAGUCCCACAGAGCCCCAGCAGACUGCUUGAGCCCGAGCCGACACACAGUUUUACAGCGCGAGGUUUCGGCCAACCCAGUUUCCCCCAACAGCAAGACCAUCACACACAGAAUGGCUACAAGCCCGGCAUGCCUCCCACACAAACUCAGCUCAAAGCUGCCUCAGAGUGCCAUCCCUGCAAAACUCCCUCUGGUGUGCACGUGCAGAGCGACAAAUUUCAACACAUGCCCGAACAGUGUAAUUCUUCUCAGCAGCAGAUGAACCAGCAGUUUUGCUCCCCAGUGCUACAAGAGAAAUUAUGUAAACAUGAACAAGACUUGGAGCGGAUGCUAUCCCCAGACUUCCUUCUUCAGCGACCACCACAGGCCCACCAGCAGCAAGAUAGCAUCUCGCAGCUCCAAUCAGCUCAGGGGCUCAAAAUGGCCCCGCAGUCACUGGACCUUUCUCAAGGUCAGGUGGAUGCCCAACUCCAAAGUAGGCACAAAACAGAGGGCUACAUGCAGUCAAAGAUUUCCUCUCCAUCAUACCAGCCACCUAAACUGCCUGGUCCAACACAUCCUGGGCCUGGGCAUGGGCCAGCCAUGAGGUCCAAUAUUCCUGACCCACCACACCCCAGCUCUCAGCCUUUGUCAAAAGACAUGGAAUCUGUGUUUGGGUUCAGUGACAUAGCAGAGAUGCAAAAGAACCCGCAGAGAAGGUACACCCUGAGUCCCAGUGCCCCACUACAAUAUUCCCAUCAGUCUCUCAAUCACAGGCUGCCCGGCAACGUGGACUGUCUCCAGGCGCUGCAUUCACAAACACAGCCUCAGCUGCCAGGUGGUGCUGACGGCCCACAGAUGCCAUUUCCCAAAUUCCCCAAAGCAGAAACACAGGACCCCUGUGCCCAUUUUCAGAGAGGGCCUCUUCGAAGCCCUGGCCCACAGGGCGAUCUACAGAGGCACGCUGCCCUAAGAAUGCGUCUCCUCCAAAAACAGGAGAGGCCAAGUCAUUCCCAGAGCCCCGACCUGGUCAGACCCGACCUGCAGGCCGCCAAACGGGAAAACGGCCAGAUGCUCACUUCUCAUAUGACGUUACAGGCCGGAGAGCUGGUUAGUGGCAUGCUGGCAACGGUGAAGCAGGAGCGCCCAUCCUCCGCCUGUGAGCAGAACCAACACAAAAGCAUCCUGGCCACCAUGGAGCAGCAACUUCAACAGUACCAGCCCUCCCCAGUGUUUGAGGGGAAGCCUCUGGUCAUCAAGCCACCCGGAAAGGUGAAAGUGGAGAUGGCUGGAAGCGUAACAGUGGUUUCUACCAACAUGGAGGACCAUAAGCCUGCGGAUUUCACGCCCAAAAAAGUGGAGCUGCAGAGUUUCUUGGAGUCACCCAUGAAACUGCUCGACACUCCUAUUAAAAACCUGCUGGACACACCCGUGAAGACCCAAUAUGACAUUCCUCCAUGCCACUGUGUUGAACAAAUCAUUGAAAAGGACGAAGGUCCGUACUACACCCACCUGGGCGCUGCGCCAAACAUUAAGGCUAUUCGAGAGACCAUGGAGAAGAGGUCUGGGUUGACGGGUGGUGCUAUUAGAAUCGAGAAGGUGGUGUACACAGGGAAAGAGGGUAAAAGCACGCAGGGCUGUCCUAUUGCUAAAUGGGUGAUACGAAGGGCCAACGUGGACGAGAAGCUCCUGGUGCUUGUGCGAGAGCGGGCAGGGCACUCAUGCGAAACGGCGUGCAUCGUUGUGGUUAUGCUGAUCUGGGAGGGUAUUCCAACAUCCCUGGCGGACCACCUUUACACGGAUCUCAUAGACACCCUGACGAAGCAUGGAACCCUUACCAACCGCCGGUGUGCCCUUAAUGAGGAGAGGACAUGUGCAUGUCAGGGUCUGGACCAGGACGUCUGUGGGGCUUCCUUCUCUUUUGGGUGCUCCUGGAGUAUGUACUACAAUGGCUGCAAGUUUGCCAGAAGUAAAGUCCCAAGAAAGUUCAAAUUGCUUGGUGAUGAUCCCAAAGAGGAGGAAAAACUGGAGAGUCAUUUUCAGGGCCUGGCAACUCUGAUAGCACCAACUUACAAAAAAAUGGCACCUGAAGCUUAUGCCAACCAGGUGGAGCAUGAACACAGAGCUUCGGAUUGCCGUCUGGGUCUGAAAGAAGGCCGGCCGUUCUCCGGAGUCACGGCCUGUCUUGACUUCUGUGCCCACUCCCACAGAGACCUCCAUAACAUGCAAGGAGGCAGUACCGUGGUCUGCACGCUGACACGAGAGGACAAUCGCCAGAUCGGAAAGAUUCCUGAGGACGAGCAGCUGCAUGUUCUGCCGCUGUACAAAGCCUCGUCCACGGACGAGUUUGGCAGCGUGGAGGGCCAGCUGGAGAAGACCAGGACCGGCGCCAUCCAAGUGCUCUCCGUUUUCCGCCGCCAGGUACGGAUGCUGGCGGAGCCAGCCAAGUCCUGCCGGCAGAAGAAACUGGAAUCCAGAAAGGCUGCAGUUAACAAGCCCUCUCACCCCAACACGCCCAACGCCAAGGCAGACAAUGCUCAACAGGCGAAGCAGAUGAAACAAACCUCAUACGAGAGCAUCGCCCAGAACACACCUCCAACAGGCACAGAUCCAGGGCACAUUGGCGCUGCCCACCCAACGGUCCCCACAAACCAGCCUCAGCAGCAGAAACAGUCCAGUGCCCCUCGGCCUUUCUCUAGCCCCUCGUCCCCUGCCAACUACCCCACAUGCCCUAAUGCCCCAGGAUCCUACGCUAGCACCUCUAAACAAACCAACAUUUUCCCUCAGCCUGCCAGCUCUUACCACUCAUCUCUACCCCUCCCCAACACCUACAUGAAUGGGUCAAACCCACCAAGCCCCUACUCCAGACCUCUGACACCCAACAGCUUCUACCCUGGUUACCAGUGUAACGGGAGUGUGCCCGUGGACAACUACCACCCCUUUUACUCUAAUCCAAAGCAUCUGGACAUGUACCAACAACAAAGGCCUUCUUUGUACCCUGAACAACAGUUCACCCCUCACCAAAGCUAUGGUGUCAGCUACCCUCCACGCUACGGUGAGCCCACUUUGCCUGUCAGUGCUUAUGGCAACUGCAAUAUGCGUCCCAGCAUACACCACAUGGCACACUACCCUGGUUACAGCACUAACAGAGGGCCUGAGGCCCAGUUUCUGGAAGCUCUCUCAAGACCUCCCUCAACCCAUCCAGGUCUGGACUAUGCAGUUGCAAAUAAGUGCAGCCAGUUUGGAAGAUACCCCAAUGCCUACCUAGCCCAGAAUCCUCAGAUGUUCCCCCCAAACCUGGACCCCUUAAAAAUGAAAAGUAAGCCAGAGCUGAACUUGCAAGGAGCCAAUGGGAUCCCUCAGACGCUUCCUCCUUUGAGUAGUGAAUGCCUGAACCAGUCUCCAGGCAUGGGUCUGCCCAACGGAAACGUCCCACCUACUAUGAUCAAACAGGAACCAUGCACUGCGAUGCCCGUCCCUGAGGAGAAGGAGGAAGUGUGGUCAGACAAUGAGCACAAUUUCCUGGAUCCUGAGAUUGGCGGGGUGGCAGUGGCUCCAAGCCACGGCUCGAUCCUCAUCGAGUGCGCCAAGCGUGAGCUGCACGCCACCACACCCAUCAAGAAGCCCGAUCGCGCCCACCCAACACGCGUCUCUCUGGUCUUCUACCAGCACAAGAACCUGAACGAAGCCAAGCACGGUCUGGCGCUCUGGGAGGCCAAGAUGGCAGAAAAGGCCCGCGAGAAGGAGGAGGACUCCGAAAAGCACGGCGCCGACAGCACACCCAGCAAGAGUGGCGGCAGGAAGGUUAAGAGAGAACAUCCGGAACCUUCCGAGACCUCAGAGCCAACUUACAAGCGCUUCAUCCAGAUGCUCGCGGAAAAGUCGCAGUCCUGCACCACCAACACGUACGUCGGCUCAGCUCCCUACGCCUUCACCAAGGUCACUGGACCUUACAGCCACUUCCUGUAGGGACCUUCUUAGGUUUACAUCGUCCUUACUUGGGGGAACAAAACAGUAGAUUUGCAAAAGUGAAAUGGUGCUACAGUAUUGCAUUGCAGACCUCAGUGCCACCGGCUGUAUAGACCCGGCUACCUUCUGAGAGGUGAGUGAUGAUCCACACUAGGAAGAAUGCAGACUGGACAAUAAACUAACAACAGGUAACACAUCAGGUCUAUCGGCUCUUGAAAGACCAAGCUUAACUGAUUGAACCUUAAAUGUGUUUAUUUAUUUUAAUGGUUCUCUUUCCAGACAUUUGUUAGUGGAAAAAACUUUGGUGGCUUUAAUUAUACAAGUGAACCAGAAAUGAUUAUGACCUAAAUCUUGGCAUAAAAUGGUGACUUUAUGGCUAAUCCUUUUCACGGUGCUAAGUGAAGAGAUUUUUGAAUAUACACUUUUUGUUUAAAUGCCUACAUAAAAUAUUUUAUUAGUGUGUUACCUCGCAAGUAAUAAGCAAUUAUUUUCAUGAUGUAUUUCAAUUAGUAGCAAUUAAGGAGAUAUAAGGAACUGCUUUGAUUAGUGUUUUUAAAAGCACUUUUGACCACGGGUGCAUCUUAUUUCAUCCUUUGGUCAGAAAGCUGAUUUAAGUCAUUCUUUAGAAAGCUACUUGAUCAGUGAAAGACUACAUUAAUUUUUUAACACUUCUUAAAACAGUGUCAGUUGUAUAAUUUUCGGGGGAAAAAAAGACAUGCAAAAGAAAUUUUUACAAAAAAAAACUUUUCUUUGGUGCUUUCACAGUUACGCAGUUAUGUGUGAUUUACAUUUACUGUUUAUUGAGCCAUUCUCAAGGUGCAUUUUUGAAACAGUAAUGUUCUUUUGGAGACAAAGUGCAUGAGUGGACAAACAGAUCCAAAAGUGAUACUUCACGUCCACUAUAGUUACUGAGUGCUGGACCGUAGGUCCGAAACAUAUGCACAGACUUUGGAAUUUACAGGUGUUGCAGUUGAAAUCAUAUCCUCGUUGCAUUCGUCAAGAAACAUGUAACAGGGUUAGCUGUUAUUUUCAGUUACCAAGGCAGCUGGCUUGCUGUGGGGUUCUUUUAAUGAUUGUAAUCUAGGUCUAUGAUAAAGGUGACAUUUGUACAGUAAAUUAAUUCCUCUUUUCUUAAAUUGCUUUAGAUUUUAGUACUGUAAACAAGAGUGAUAUUUCUUUGGGGUUAAACUGAUUCUAUCUCAGAAUGGUGCUAUUCGACCUGUUGUUAUAAACAUAAUGUGAGAAUUUUUAUGGGUGGUGAUAAGUUCUAUGAAUGAUGUAAAGAAGCUACUUGGCAUAUACCUCAAACCAUUUGUUGGCAAUAGGAUUAUUAUACCAAGGUGUGUUUUUUCCUUUCUGUUCCUGCCUUCAGAACUCUUUUCAAACACUUUUAGCAAAGAGAACACAACUUUAGGUCAUCAUAACGCUUAGUUCAUCACUAACUUUCUUCACACUUGGUCUACAAGAAAGUAUUACUUGAACUUCAAGUGUCAAUGUAAUAGUUACAAAUCAGGGCUAUUUCAGCUCAUUCCUGUGCUCACACCUCGGUUGUGUGUCUCCACUCAUUCAGGGAUCGAUUUCUGCAUGUUCAGUCCCUAUGAUUUACUUGUACAUACUACAAAGAAACUAACUUUGUUUAAAAAAAAAAAAAAAAAAAUCAAAUCACCUGCAAUUUUGUACUCAUGUUUUAGUGGAUAGUUGGUAAACUCUUUUUAGAAGUAAUUUGAAAGUACAUUAAUAUGCACUGAGUUGUCUAAAGGGACAGAAAGGCAUUGACUUUUCAAUGGAAAUUCAAGCCAGGGCAGUUCAAACAUUUAGAUGCACAUUUGGAUGCAUGUGUGUAAUUUUAAGCAAAACUUAUUUAUAACCACUAAACAUUUAAUUCAUUUUUCCUUCCUCUCUCCAUUUAAACAAAUGUGACAUUUUCUUGGGCACUGGUAUGAGACAACAUUACCCUAUUAACAUUCAGAAAUCAAUUUUCUGAAAGCACUUCCUUUCUUUUUCAGAAGAAAAAAACAGUAAGGAAUACAAAACAUUUAUUUAAACUGAAAAGGGUUACUGUAAAUGUGUUAUGAAAUAAAUUAUGCCAUGUUGUAUAUACCAUGUGUUUAUAAUACAAAAGUAUAAACCCAUUGUUCUUUUAAGUCCAGCUAUUGUAAUGUCAAAGGUUUGAGUCUGUAGUUUGUUAAAUGUAUUCAUUUAAUUUACUCAUCAAACAUGAUUUCCUGCAAUUAUUUUUUUUGUAAUUAGACUGAACAAACAUCACCCUUUUGCCUCUUUUUUCUUAGUUGCAUAGAUACCACACUGUCAGUACCAAGACAUCUUUACUGUACUCGGUCCCGUGAUAGCUGAACGACAAACGUUGAAUAGUUUUGAAAAAGGACUCCAAUUUUGUAAAUUCGGUUAGGCUCAAGUGUACAGGCCCCAGCUUGAGUAGCAGGUUGUGGGUGAGAGAGGCAACAGAGGGCGUUCAGACCCAUCACAGGCGAGCAUAGCCAUACUUGAAGAUGCGUUAGUGUGUGUUACUUGAGUGGAGUCAACCUUACUUGAAUGACUUUCCUAACACACCGAUCGCGCAGCUCUUAUGUCAAGCUAGCAGUUUAUGUACACGUGGUAAUUUGCAGUUAGACACUAAAAGUUUAAAACAUCUUUUUUUUUUAACUGUUUCCACUGCGCCCUUAAAAUUUGGUAUGUUUAAAAAUGGAAUUAAGGAUGGAUAUAAAUACUGUAAGUAUUGUAAUGUACUGAAGUACUGAAUGCAGUUUAUUUGAAAGCUGUUUAUUAUAUCAUUCCUGAUAUUGCUGAGAUGUGGGUGUUUUUAAUAAAAUUUAUAUUUAUUUCAAGCAUUUCAAUUGUCACACUCAUCUAAUAGCCAAAUGAGAGACACAGAGAGAGAGAGAGAGAGAGAGAGAGAGAGAGAGAGAGAGAGAGAGA